GAUAUAUUAAGGCUUCGAUGGUGUCAGUGCAUUUAAGUAAACAAUAGAAUAACAAGGUGUCAGGAAAUGCCAAGUGAAAGGGAAAGAGUUGUACCUGUGGCUUCGGCCUCCUAUUCAAAUCUGGUUGGCUUCAUUUUUAUAUUCAAUCUUAUUGUUGGAACGGGAGCAUUAACACUUCCCGGAGUAUUUGCGAAGGCAGGAUGGUUUCUCGGUUUGGUCGUAAUAUUAUUGCUGGCAAUUAUGAGUUACAUGACAGUCACAUUUAUUAUUGAAGCUAUGGCUGGAGCCAAUGCAAUUAAAAAUUGGCAGAAUCUACAGGUUCGGCGGCGCACUCGAAACUCGAUUGGAACCAGCGAUGAUGAAAGAGAUCUGGAGUCCACUCCACUGAUUGGAUCUGGUGCCGAGGAGAGUCAUUAUUACCAACUAACGCACAAAUUUGAACUGGGUGAAAUGGCUUCAUUAUUUUUCAACGACUUUGGACGCGUCCUAUUUUAUUUGUGCUUUAUUGUUUAUCUCUUUGGAGACUUGAGCAUUUAUUCAACAGCGGUAUCUAGAAGCUUGCGCGAUAUUAUAUGCGAACACGAUCGCUCAAAUAGUUCAGAUAUCUCGAUUGUAGAAUCGAAAACUAUGUACCAGCCUGGUAAUUUCCAAAGUAAGGGAAACCACACAUGCUGGAAGGAUCAUAGUAUAUCGCGGAUACACAUGUAUCGGAUAAUAUUAAUUGCGUUUAAUGUGAUUUUCGGUCCAAUCAUAUUGUGUGGCAUACAGAAAACGAAAUAUUUGCAAAUGUUGACUGCGAUCUUCCGUUGGCUGGCGUUUACAUUCAUGAUCUGUAUUGCCACAAAGUUGCUCAUCACUGAUGGUGCCAAGGGACAUCCUGUUGGCGUCAAUUUCUAUGGAUCUCCUCCGUUAUUUGGCGCUUGUGUCUAUUCGUUUAUGUGCCACCAUUCGUUGCCUAGUUUAUUGGCACCACUUAGAAAUAAGUCAAAGGUAUCAAAAAUUCUCUCAUAUGAUUACAUUGUCAUUUGUAUGUUCUAUAUUGUUUUAGCUAUGACAGGCAUUUUUGCAUUUGAGCACGUUGAAGAUCUCUAUACACUCAAUUUUCUGCCCGAUCAAGAAAACUCGAAAGAUUUCUUGUCUGGCUUAUAUGUUGUCAUUGACUACUUUCUGUCCUUAUUCCCGGUCUUUACGUUAUCAACAAGCUUUCCAGUUAUCGCAGUGACGCUCAAAAAUAAUCUUCAAAUCUUAUUUCUCGAUAUGUCUCGAUAUGAAUCGUAUAAUUUGUGCAUUCGUGCUUUGUUUCCACUUAUGACGAUUUUACCAUCAUUUUGUGUGGCAUAUUUGACCGACAGUCUCUCUACACUUGUGGCAUUUACGGGCAGCUAUGCUGGAACUGGAAUUCAAUAUAUAAUACCAGUUUGUUUGCUAUAUUUCUCAAGGCGAACGUGUACUGAGCUUUUGGGUAGUGGUAUCGUUAACCAUUUUCAGAGUCCGUUCAAAUCAAAUGGAUGGUUAAUAUUGGUUUUAAUUUGGUCUUUCAUUUGUGUCGUCCUAGUGUCUAUCAAUUUGUUCCAUUAAAAUAUGUAUCUACAUCUACUAACUGUUAACCCUAUGCCAAAUCUGAUGUUUUUAUCGGCUGUGAGACGAAAUUAAAACUAAAAAAAAUUUCGCAAAUCCAAUUUUAUUACUGACGGAUACUUGAUGCGAUAGAAUGUGCGUAAAAACCUAAAUUGUAUCCAAAUGAUACUGUUAUUUACCGUUUCCUAUUUAAACACGAAUUAUCGAAUUUAACCCGAAAAACAAUUUUACCGAAAGCUAAUAUUUUUAAUGUAAGUGUAAUAUCAUGUACCUUUUAUGUGUCUGUUUGAUAAUGUACAGCGCAACAAAUGAAUUAUUAUUAAAUAUUGAUGUUAUAUAAUAUAUAAAUACUAAUAAUCAGUUGAUAAUAUUUUAUAUGUAGUUGAAUAAUUUACGUCAACGUAUUUUCGUCUGGAAAAUAAUAUUCUAUUGUCAUAUUUUCAACUUGUUUGAUUGUGUAAAGAAACAUUAUGUUAAAUAAAAUAAAAUAUAUCUUUUUAUUAUAUCAUAUAAAUAAUCUGAGCACAAUUUGUUCUCCACAAAUUAAUAGAACAAAUGAUCCAUACAGGCAAUAUUACUGGAAUAAUUUUUUCAGCUGCAUUUUAGUAACUACUGGAACAUCGGGGAGAUCAAGUUUUAGUCAAAAGUUGAACGAUCGAAGAAUCUGUGGAUUGAGUGAAUCAAUAAAAUGUAAAUACACAUGGAAAAGUCUGACAGCAGCAUAUUCAAGAGGUGCACAAAUUAUGAUGCUGAUUGAACAAAACAAAAAAUAUGUUUUCUAACAACGAUGGGAUUACACUAAAGGGGGGUUUCGCUUCGAGAAAUGUAAUGCUCAAAAAUUAAAUAUAAUUUUUGACUAAGAGUAGUAGUAAUGACUGACAACCAAAUAAAAAUCGCUUAGUCAAAAUUCGGGAGUAAUGUUAGGUUUAUUAUGUAUUUAUGCUGACUUCUAAUAAAUUCAUAUAUAUGUAUAUAUAUAGUACUUUCUAUAUGCGCACAUAAGGAUUUAUAUAUGUAUAAAAUUUCAAUUUUUAAUACGUCACUCUAUUUGAGUUGAAGUUGACUAGUAUUCGCAAUUAUUCUUUUUAAAUUGAUUGAUUUAUCAUUUUGUUUGCUUUUCUUUUUUAUAAAUAUGAUUAUUUUCGCUUCUGAUGCGUGAUAUAUGUAUGUAUAAAUAUAUUUCUAGUGUAUAUAAAAAGACUAAAUAGUUUUUAUUUCGUUAAAAAUGUACAAAACUGGAAAACUUAUGUUUGCUUGACGUCGAAGUUCUCUGUGAAAAGUUCCAUAUGUAUAUAUAUAGUAUCUAAAUAUGUAUAAAUUUAUUGUUAAAGUAAAAACUGCAUUGCACAUUUCGUCAAUUUUACUUGUACAUCCGCACAUAUGAUGCUUGUAACCAUUUUACGGUAUAUUUCAAUUUUGUAUCAUCAUUUUGAUUAGCGUUAUUUUGUAAUUUUUGGUUUCUGAUUUGAUUUUCAAUACAAUAUGCAUAUAAAUAUUUAUUAGAAAUUUGAUCAUUUGCAGUUUGCUUAGGCUCUAGAAACUUUUGUAGUUUACAUGUAUGUAUUUCACUUUAUUGAUCUGUUUUUUUAUUUUUUAGUAACUUUCGCGACAAUUCCCCGUGUAACUCGAAUAAUAAAUUCAUAAUAUAGGUGUAUAUAUAAUUGUAAAAUAAUUUCUUAACGUAUAGUCCAACUAAAUUAGGAAAUUCUAGAAGCAACCUAUUUUUUUACAACUUGCGUUUUCAUUGCGCUUUGGAUAUGCAGCGAACAUUUGGCACCAAAAACAAAUAAUUACAAAAAUUGAUUAAUUAACUAAAAUGAAAUAAUUUCUAUUGACACAAUACUCGUAACGUUCUUCGUCGGCUGAGCGUCAAUCCAUUUGCUUAGCGCUGCAGAUAAGAGAAAUCGGUUUGCGCCGCUUGGGAUUGACCUUGCAACUGCUGCUGCUGCUGGUGAUGAUGAUGAUGAUGGUGAUGGUGUGGUUGGUGUUGGUGCUGGUGUUGAUGAUGCUGAUGUUGGCAGUUCAGUUGUUGCUCCAUUUGAUCCAUUUGAUAGCCAAAUGAGGGCAGCUCCUGAUCAUGCUGCUCCACAGAGAAACUCAGGCCACAUGAGCAAUGCUCAAUGUGUGGCUGCCGCAUGAUAGCAGUCGUUGCAGCCGGAGUCGCAUGCACCAACGCCUGCUCAGUGAUGAUGGUCGGCGUGGGCGAUGGCGACGACAGACACUCCUGGCAAUAGUGCGCCGCUGGACCAGGUGUUGGAGCAUGUAUAUGUCCACGAGCAUGGCCAUGACCAUGUAGUGUAUGAUGAUUAAAUGAUUGUACGUAUGCAGAGGUCGGCGGUGGUGGCGGCGGUGGCGGUGGUGGUGUCAAUGAUGGCGUGGAGGUGCUAGAGUCGGAGCUCUCGGUGGCAGUCUGGGUUGCCGUGCUGCUCGACGUCGAUGUGGAUGAGGAUGGCUUGUGUGGCUGAUGCGGUUGAUCGGGUGGAUGAUGGCAGCGACAUAUUGUAACUCAAAAAGUGCCGCCAUCGUGAUGAUGACUGGAUGAAGAUGUGUUUGUUGUUGUGGUUGCUGCCUCAGCAGCUACAGUGGACAUGGACGAUGCCUGCAUUGCGCUCCCCGUCAGGCUAUUCCCAUUGCUAGUGGCCUGAUGGUGAUGCUGCGGGGAGCUAUAGUCAUCGUCAUCGCCAUUUCCGCUGCCGAUGCCAUUGUACUGCUGCUGCUGCAGUUGAUGGUGAUUGUUGAUGGAAUGAUUAAGCGAUGGAUGUGUGUUUGGUGUGUGUGCCUCGUCCACAGCGAUGCCAAUGCCGGCGCCCAGACCAUUCGAACUCACGCCCAGCGACUUAGGCGGAAUGGGCGGUGGUGGCACAGGUAUGUCUUCCACAUCGAAGGAACUGGUGGAACUCUCCCGUUGCGUUAUAUUCAGGGCACCCCCAUGCAUCUGCAUAUCCAGGCUGCCAUUCGAGCUGAUGCGGCAAUGCUCUCGAUGAUGCACCGUGCUCAUAGAAAUGGAGGACGACUCUUCGCUUAGAUUGUUCAGCUGAUUAAGAUCUCGGGAGCUGGUGGUGGAAAUGCCCGAGUCACGAAAAUCAUUGGGCGCAAAGCAAACAUUCAAAUGGCUGCCAGCCUCUUGCAGGUUGUGGGGCAGCGAAUGUGGUUGCUGAUCCGCUUCGGGAUCGUCGAAACUAAUGUCGACCACAGCAUACUUCUGGCCAUGCUGCUGCUGUGCGGAAUGCCGUCGGGCUGUCGCAUCUGCCGAAGUGCCAAAGUCAUUGAAUAUCAAGGGAUUCGAGGCGCGUUUGUCCGGCGUAAUGCCUCGCGGUGGCAAUGGCGGUGCAUUGGGUGAAUUGUAGGUCGGUUGACGCUUUGGCGGCACCUCGGGGGACUGUCCAUCGCACCGUUCGUUAUAAAGUUCUGUGAGCGUGGACGAUUGGGCACUGGCGGCGCCUCGACCAGCUCAAUGCUGAGACUCUCUUUACUGAGCGUUUGAUAGGAAUUCAUCGCUUCCACUGGUCGCAGCGUGUCGCCGGGUCGCGUAUAGAUCUCGUCCAGUUCGUACACAUAAUUGGCAUUCGGAUUACCGCUGACCAUUUGCUGGUGUGCAGCCGCCGCUGCCGCUGCUGCUGCUGUGCGCUGUUCCGUUGGCAGUGGCGGCAGCGGUGUAUUGACAAUGCUCUCGGAAGGCUGACGCUUUAACCGACCCAUGCCGGAGAGACUUUGUUUCAGUUGCGAGAAACGCUCAAGAAGACGAUUGUGCAACGGUUGCACGCCAGCUGGCGCCAGUUGUCCAUGCAGUUCCAAUGCCUGCUCCAAUAUCUGUAUCUGCUCCAGAA
Drosophila sulfurigaster albostrigata is the source of this 5405-nucleotide messenger RNA. Its product is annotated as transmembrane protein 104 homolog. The coding region runs from base 67 to 1578 and encodes 503 amino acids. The transcript has 6 exons. Lineage: Eukaryota; Metazoa; Arthropoda; Insecta; Diptera; Drosophilidae. The record is from RefSeq and is a predicted model, not a curated record.